UGUUGGUAAUCUGUCGUCGCGUUGAUUGUGUGUAAAAAUUUAUAACAAAUUAUUUUACUGUUUAUCAUGUGAAAUAGUGUUCCUUGUGUAAUUUCUGGCAUGAUAAACAUAGUUUCAUCUUAUUGCUAUUCUUCACAAUCAACAAAACAGGCCCUACUUAUGGAGAACUUGCAUAAUAGAAGCUUAGCUGUGGAGGUGACGAAUGUUAUCAUUUCCAUGUGAAUUCUUCUCAGUAUCAUGACGAUAAAUGAUAAUUCAAUUAUUUCAUACCUUCUACUCAAUACAGUUUACUUGUCUCUACAACCGUGUAAGUGUAAAUUGUGUUAACUAAGGUUAAAAGUGGGUCAAUAUAACAGACCUUGUUGAUAACAAUGAAUGAGAAAAAGUUGGUCCAGAAUUUCAAGAGCUACAUCAAUGUAUCUCCCAAGAAUAAUGCAGAGAAGAAUGGAGCCUUGCAAGAGGUGACACCGAAACUAUUAAAUGGAGAGGUGGUGGUCGGGGCAGCUCACAAUGUGGUGAUGCUUACGCCGCUCAGCCAGCGGCAUCACGACCGCGGUAGAUUCGGCAGCCUCUUCGUCACCAACUACAAGUUGUCCUUCGUGCCUCUCGAAGCGAAUACGAACGAUGAGAAAGGUGAUUCCUCGAUAGAAGAAACCUCUUUCAUGAUACCUAUGGUGGCAGGCAAAGAGUCCGAGCUCUCGUUUGUUCCUCUCGAUUUUGCACAGGAAGAAAGCGGUCAGCGCAACUUCCUACUAGGGCCUCAUGACAUCCCGCUAACAGCCGUGGGCGCUAUCUACUUGACCGACGGCGCGACCAGCCCGGUCCGCGCCAGGAGAAUACUGGUGCCUACGGGGGAAAUGCCCAAGAAGGUCAAAGGGCUACAAGUUGUUUGUAAGAACAUGCUAGUGCUAAACUUCAGUUUCGGGCAAGCGGCGGUUGGCAAGGGUCGAACCGUGGCCAUGGCGUUGCUCCACCACGCGUUCCCGAAGCGACACGACUUGCUGUUUGCGUUCGAGUGCCGGGACCUCUACUACCCGACCCUGCCGCACGACCUCAACAUGUUUGUCACGCCCGGAGAUUGGAAGCGCGAGCUCGAGCGGUGCGAGUGCCCCCACUGGCGGAUCACGUGCAUCAACGGAACCUCCGACGCCUUCAUGUUGACGGCAGGAGAGACGCUCAUAGUGCCCAACUCAGUACUGGAUUAUAGCUUGAUGGAGAGCGCUAGGCAUUUCCGAUCAGGCAGAGUCCCUAUAUGGGUGUGGGGGCGACCGGAAGGCGCUGCGUUGUUGAGGAGCGGAGAGUUACUGCCUACCGACAGCUCGGCCACCACUGAGAGUGUUUAUUUAGAACAGGUUCGACGGUCGCAUCCCAAACUAACACCUCCGCACGUGAUAUAUCUCUGUGGGAAUAGCGUCCCCGGCGCGCCGUCUCCCAACAGCCUGCCGCCGCUGCCCGCGCUGCACGCCUCCUACAAGAAACUAGUGGAGCUAUGUACACCUACUACACUGCAGGGGUUCUGGACACAAGACUCGCAAUACUACUCGUACCUGGACUCGUCGCGCUGGCUGCGGCACGUGGGCUGCUGCCUCGCCGCCGCCGCCGACGCCGCCGCGCACCUCGCCGCCAACGACACGGUCGUCGUGCUCGAGGGUGACGGCGUAGACUACUGUGCGGUGGUGUCAUCGUUGACGCAGCUACUGGUCGACCCUCACUUCAGGACCAUCACCGGCUUCCAGUCACUGGUGCAGAAGGAGUGGCUGGCCUUAGGACACCCCUUCUGUGAUAGACUAGGCCUACCCAGACCAGGCAACGGCAAAGACACAAAGGAACCUCUCGUCCAAUCACAGCUAGCGCCAGUAUUCCUACUAUUCCUAGACUGCGUCUGGCAACUCCAGAGGCAGUUCCCGGCAGACUUCGAGUUUACGGAGACGUAUCUGACCACGCUUUGGGACUGCACGAAUAAUCAUUUGUUUGACACGUUCCUGUUUAACUGCCCAAGGGAUCGGGAGCUGUUGAGGGAUAAGCAGAACUUCGUCCGGCGCCCGGUCUGGGACUGGGGCGAGCAGUUCUCGGACGCCGACAUCGCGUUGUUCUACAACCCUCUGUUCCCGCCCCCCGCCGCCCGCGCCCCGCAGCGGGCUGCUAGCACGCCCACGCAGAGGCUGUCCCGAACACCGACAAAGUCCCCGCACCCACCAGAAGCCAAGACCUUCCAGCGUCUACAACCGUGCACCUCCGUGGCGGCCAUGGAGCUCUGGUCGCAAUGCUACGAGCGCUGGUUGACCCCUCUUGAUGCUCCCGCCGUGGGUAUCGUGCAGUACCAUGUGUUCAACUACGCUGUGAGGAAGGAGAUCCGGAGGCUAGAAGAAAAGCUCAAAUCGCUUUCGAUAAUGAGCAACAGGCAUUCGAACGGCGACACCGAAACGACCGAGGCGAACCCACCGUCAGUUGUUUCACGGUUCUACCCAUUCAGCCACGAUCAUAGCAACCUCAACAGCAGGGCUCUAGACUCCAUGCAGGUCAGCCUGAUCGAUGCCAGCCAGUUACUGGACUCACAGUCCUUACUGAAUGCGCCGGAUUAAAAAGAUAAGAUUGCCGCGCUUUUUCUCUUUUUGUCUGUGCUUAGUUUGCAGGUUAUGAUGUUUUGCUGUUAUUUCAUUCAAUACGGUAAAAAUUGUUAUAAAAAUCAUGUAACUAUAAUGUGACAUUUAUGAGAUAAGAAAGACAAAAAGGGAGAAGUCGAGAUGUAGCAGGAUUCGUGCGAAAAAGUAUUAAGAGUAUAGGUAUUUUUGGAAUGGAGUCAUGGAUAAACCAUGCAUGUAAAAAAGACGGACAGAGUACGGUAUAUUUCUGAUAGUGGCGUGAAAUCGCUCUCGCGUAAUAGAUAAAAAAGAGUCCACAUUUUUUAUGUUCAUGGGUCAAAUUAAAAAUUAAUUAAAGAUAAAAAAGAGUCCGCAUUUUUUAUGUUCAUGGGUCAAAUUAAAAAUUAAUUAAGUAUUUUCUCCAAAACCCGAACAAGAGCUUGCUUAGUUUAUUGGAUUCUUGUCAUAACUAAAUAUUAAUUGUUGAACAUAUUUAAUACAUACACGAUACACAUAUAAAUAAUGAAGAAUACAAAUAUUAGAUAAUUAGAUGUGUGUAAAUUAUGUUUUAAAUAUACGAUAUGGAAUACGUCAUACUAAUUCAUGCAUAUUUUUCGCUUUAUAUAUUUCGAUAUUAUGUAUAAUUAACCUUUAUGUUAGAAGAGAACAAAGUAUACACUGUUGGUAUAUUUUUGUAUGUGAAUUGAAUAUAUUUUAAACUAAAUAUAGUGUAUGAUGUAUGUAAAUUGGUGCGCGCAUUACGAUUAGUAAAAUAAUCCCAUAUUUUAAACGAAAUCAAGAUAUUUCUAGGAUGUUGAGAUGUAUAUGUUAUGGAGUCUUGCUGAAAAUUUAGACCAAAAAUAUAAUUAAAUAGGCGUUGCACCUUACUAAAUCGGCUACAAUCAUAAAUUUAUUAUAAACUUGAAAUAAGUUAGUUAAAUCAUUCCAAUAUUUUAUUUUCUUAAGGUUUCGAUGUACCAUAAUAAAUUAUACCUUUUAACAUCAAAUUCAAAUAUACACUUUUAACAUUCAUCAUCAUUUUAGGUUACCAUUGCCUUAUAAUAACGUUUGUAUUCUUAUUUAUAAUGAUUAUAGAACUUGUUGUAAAUACGGCAGCUACGCUCGAGGCCAUUUCAUUCUAUUUAAAUGAAUAAUAUUAUUAUGUACAACGUCGAUUAAGGACUUCCAAAAUACAUAUUAUACAAAUAUAUUAUGAAGAUGUCGAUCCAAAAUGCACGAGAUUCUAUUUGUACGUAGAUAUUUGUUAGUAAAUUAUGAACUUUAUUAAAGUAUUUUCUAUUAUUUUUUAUUGCACUGUCUUUUUGUGUUUGAACUUAUCGAUCACUAUAUCCCAUUUCACUGGGGAAAGACAUCUGAUACAAACAAAAACUACCCUUAUUUGAAUGUUAUAGGGGUUCUUUAAUUCCCAUCCCAUGUCUUUCCCUGUGGAAUGGGAUAUAGUGACCAUUAGUGGUACAAAAAUAAAAAUAUCUGGAUUAAAAACUAAUUAUUUCUGAUUAUAUUGAAAAUAAAGCACAAUUUUCACCAGCCGAUUCUAUUGUAAAGUAUUAGAAAUAGAACUGUAUGUAAGUGUAUUGUAACAAUAAUUCCUUUUGAUAAUAUUAACAAUUUUACGAACUGUUAUGAAUAUAAAUAGUAAAUUAAUUUAAAAUGCCUGUGUGUUAUAGUUUAAGCCAUUAAUACAUGGACCAUUCAAUAAAUAUAUACAGAGGCCCUCUCAGUUAGCCAUAGCAGGGUUUGUGCCAUUUCACAACAGUAGCCACGGAUUUACACAAAGUAAACUAAUUCGGAGCAGUCAAUUCAUUUGUCUUCAUUUUACGCUACAUUUAAUAAUAGAAAAAUACUCCAGGCUUAUUGUACAAUGCAGUGCGCAAUUACUGCCUUCCUAUGUAUGUUAUUGUAAAUAGAUUUUGUUAUUUCUUACAUAGAGCCAAAGCAGUAGUAUAAGAAACUAACCAUUUGUCUACUGAUGUACCAGGAGUCCAUCAUUAUUUCAACUCUUCAGUUGAAUAACAAUACUUACGGUAAGUUUCUUAUACUCCCCGCAAAGCUACACCUACGUAAUUUAACUGACGGUAUUCCACAGUACCCAGUGCAAAACAAUGUUAUGUUUUAUUUGACCACUGUAUGUACCGUUUAGAUAUUGUGUUGUUGACUGUACCUGACAACGUGGAUAAACAAAUGUUCAAAUAGUGAAUGGAAUAAAAGAACAAUAAUUAUUAACGA
Molecule: messenger RNA, 4829 nt
Organism: Plutella xylostella (diamondback moth)
Lineage: Eukaryota; Metazoa; Arthropoda; Insecta; Lepidoptera; Plutellidae
Source: RefSeq, a predicted model, not a curated record